GCGCUGUUUGCAUGAGAAAGCUGCAUAUUCUUAGUGUAAUUUUUAAGCCGUUUAGUAUAGUUUAUCGGCACUUAAAACAUUCUCUCGUGACGAUGGAUAAAACGGUGAAAUUGAGUAGCGGUUACAGCAUUCCACUGAUUGGUUUUGGCACCUUCCAAAUCCACGGUCAGGAGCUAAUUUACCAAGUGCUGGAUUAUGCUCUGGGCGCCGGCUACCGACAUAUUGAUACUGCGGUCGUUUAUCGCAACGAGGAAUACAUUGGCAGUGCGCUGAAAACGUUGUUACCGAAAUACAAUCUGAAGCGUGAGGACAUCUUUAUCACCUCAAAGUUGAUUUCGCAAGCCGGAAAGGAUGAAGGAUUUGUGGAACAAAUGGUGCGAAAGUCACUUUUCAACUUGCAAACCGAUUAUCUGGACCUGUACCUUAUCCACUGGCCCGGUGUUAGCGGCAUGCAAGUAACCCAUCCGGAUAAUGUGAAGUACCGGAAGGCAACCUGGAAUGCGUUGUGCAAGCUGCAGCGUGAAGGAUGCCUCCUAUCGAUCGGUGUAUCAAACUACACCGUAAAACAUUUGAAGGAGAUGAUGGCGGAUUGCAAUGGGAUCGUCCCAGCGGUUAACCAGGUUGAGUGGCACCCGUAUUAUUAUCAACCGGAAUUACUAGAAUUUUGCCGUAAACAGGGGAUCUUCCUGCAAGCGUACUCUUCGCUCGGAUCGUCCAAUACCAGCGAACUGAGAAACGACGAGACCGUAAAGUCUGUGGCAAGUGGUCUACAGAAGACACCUGCCCAAAUUUUAUUGCGUUGGGCAAUUCAGCAGAAUAUUGGUAUACUCCCGAAGGCUCGUUCACGGGAACGUAUUGAGGAGAAUCUCGCACUGGAGUUUGAAAUACCGGCUAAGGAGAUGAAACAGUUGGGCGAGUUGCAGAAAAGCGUUGGUCAUAAGUUUGCCUGGAAUCCGGAAACGGUUGUGUAGAAGUUAGGAGGCGUAUUGUGGUGUGGUUUGAUGGUGCCUUUAGUAGAAAAGGAAGAAAAGUUGCUUUUUUAUCUUGUUGUAUUUUAUUUCUGAUUCACAUAACGGUAACGUUAGGUAGUUAAACUCAAACUUUGGUGGUUGUUAUGUAUAAUACUGGUUAGGAAGUAAGGGAAUAUUUACAUCGCGCAAACGGCUCAUGUGUUUCCUAAAAGCACGAUAAACACUUUAAAAAAAUGGAAAACAAUUUGGCCAACCGUA
Anopheles moucheti is the source of this 1229-nucleotide messenger RNA. Its product is annotated as glyoxal reductase-like. Gene Ontology annotation, molecular function: oxidoreductase activity. The coding region runs from base 12 to 971 and encodes 319 amino acids. The record is from RefSeq and is a predicted model, not a curated record. NCBI's taxonomy places the organism in Eukaryota, Metazoa, Arthropoda, Insecta, Diptera, Culicidae. The transcript has 6 exons.